Molecule: messenger RNA, 330 nt
Organism: Diabrotica balteata
Lineage: Eukaryota; Metazoa; Arthropoda; Insecta; Coleoptera; Chrysomelidae
Source: the annotation of a GenBank genome assembly
AUGGACCAUAUUGAUCCUGUGUUAUUAAAUGUGACGGUUGACAGUGAUGGUUAUGACAGCGAUAGCGAUGAGAGUAAUUGCGACGACAGUAAUAACGAUGAUGUUAAUAUGCAAUGUGGUCAAGAAACGCGAGUUAUUCCGAGACUGCUCCAAAUGCGAUUCCAUUGGCUGAAAUCCGAGAAGGAAUCGGUGCGACUUGAACAAGCCGGCAUCACAAAAAACGUUCUAGACUCGGCCAUAGCCGCCUUUACUCUGGAAAUUAUUGCCAAACAUGGAGAACCCGCUCCGAGAUUGUGUAAUAAGGAUCCGUUGACCAUAAAGGUAAGAUAA